Molecule: messenger RNA, 3801 nt
Organism: Aegilops tauschii subsp. strangulata
Lineage: Eukaryota; Viridiplantae; Streptophyta; Magnoliopsida; Poales; Poaceae
Molecular function (GO): nucleic acid binding; RNA-DNA hybrid ribonuclease activity
Source: RefSeq, a predicted model, not a curated record
AUGGGGGAGAAGGAGAACACUUGGCAGGCUAUGAGAACCUUGCGUGCUCAGUCCGAUCUGCCAUGGAUCUGCCUUGGGGAUUUUAAUGAGAUCCUGUUCGCAAAUGAGAAGGAAGGGGGGGCGCUUCGGGCCCAAGGGUGCAUGGAUGCGUUUCGGAGUGCGUUGGAGGCUUGUGGUUUGGAAGACUUGGGUUUUGUUGGGGACCCGUACACGUGGAGAAACAACUGGCAUUCGGUGGAUGGAUACACUAGGGAAAGACUUGAUCGUGCGGUGGCUAACAUGGAGUGGAGGUGUCUUUUCCCAUUGCAUAAGAUCAUAAAUGGGGACCCGCGACACUCAGACCACAGACCACUUAUUGCGGAGCUCAAUGGAAGAACAUGUAUGCCACAGGAGAGGGCGGGGCCAAAUCUGUUCCGUUUUGAGGCACGCUGGUUGCAAGAAGAGGAGUGUGCAAAUGUGGUGGAGAAGGCAUGGAAUGAUGCUUUCGCGGAUGGAGAGGUCUCAGUGAUGGAGGGCAUCAAGCAGGUGGGAGGGGAGCUGUCUAGGUGGGACAGGGAAGUGUUGGGGGAGCUGCGGGGUCGGAUUAGGAAAGCAAGGAGAGAGCUGGAGAAGUGUAGGCGAAGCCCUUUGAGCCAAGAACAAGUGAACAAAGAGCAUUUGCUGCGAUAUAAGUUGGGUAGGCUGGAAGACCAACAUAACAUGUACUGGAGGCAGCGAGCACAUGCACAUUGGCUAAAGUAUGGUGAUCGCAAUACGAAAUUUUUUCAUGCCCAGGCUUCAGAGCGGAAGAGGAAGAAUGUCAUAAGAAAGUUAAGAAAGGAGGAUGGGAGUGUAGUGGAGGGAGAAGAGGAGAUAGGGCUUUUUGUCACUAACCACUACAAAAGUUUGUUCACUUCUCAUGCAGGUUUAAUCAACGAUGAACUCCUCUCUUGUGUCCCUACUUCGGUCACCCGAGAAAUGAAUGACAGGCUGACACGGCCAUACGAGGCGGAGGAAGUGAGGAAAGCUCUUGAGGCCAUUGGUGACCUUAAAGCUCCGGGACCGGACGGAAUGCCGGCUGUGUUCUAUAAAAGGUUCUGGGAGUUGGUGGGACAGAAGGUACAAGCUGAAGUGCUUGCUGUCCUAAAUGGGGGCGCUAUGCCUGAGACAUGGAAUGAUACUAUCAUUGUGUUGAUUCCAAAGAAUAAAAACCCUGAAAGAGUGACAGAGUUCAGACCCAUAAGCCUCUGCAACGUGCUGUACAAGUUGAUUUCGAAGGCAGUGGCAAACAGAUUGAAGGAAAUACUUCCAGAGAUCAUAUCACCAACACAAUCAGCGUUUGUCCCAGGGAGGAUGAUCACGGAUAACGUGUUGUUGGCCUAUGAGAUAAAUCAUUUAAUGCACAAGAAGAAGGGUGGUCGUGAUGGAUUGGUUGCUAUCAAACUGGAUAUGAGUAAGGCCUACGAUCGAGUUGAGUGGAAAUUCCUCGAAUGCAUUAUGCGCAAGAUGGGUUUCGCUGAACAAUGGAUUGGAACCAUAAUGAAAUGCGUCUCAAGUGUAAGGUAUAGGGUGAAAGUAAACAGAAACCUCACUGAAACUAUUGUGCCCGAAAGAGGACUGCGCCAGGGGGAUCCCCUCUCGCCGUACCUAUUCCUAUUGUGUGCAGAGGGAUUCUCGGUGCUCUUGCACCGAGCUGAGAUUGAGGGAUCGAUUCAAGGAGUACAGAUUUGCCAAGGUGCCCCUAAGAUCAACCAUCUGUUCUUCGCAGACGACUCGCUGAUUGUGAUGAAGGCAAAUGCUCAAGGGGCUCACAGGUUGCAGGAUAUUCUUGCACUUUAUGAGGCCCAGUCUGGCCAAAUGAUUAAUAAGAACAAGUCAGUCGUCACUUUCAGUAAGGGUACCAGCAAUGCUAGAAGAGCAGAAGUGUUGCAGAUUCUUGGAAUCGCGCAUGAGUCCGUAGGAAAGCGGUAUCUCGGUCUGCCAGUGCACGUCGGAGCAGCAAGAAGCAAGGAGUUUGAAUACAUUAAACAAAGCAUUUGGCAAAGGAUGCAGGGAUGGGUGGAAAAACUGUUGGCUUUGCCGGGCAAGGAGACGUUGGUGAAAGCAGUGGCACAAGCAAUCCCGGCAUAUGCCAUGUCCUGCUUCGAUCUAACUAAGAAAUUGUGUGAAGAGAUUGGCACUCUGAUUAAUCGGUAUUGGUGGAGCCAACAGGACAAGUGGGAUCGAUGCCAUUGGAUAGGGUGGGAGAAACUCACUAAGUCAAAGAAAGAUGGGGGAUUGGGCUUUCGGGACCUGCACAUUUUCAAUCUGGCCAUGCUUGCUAGACAGGGGUGGCGAAUACUGCAGGAACCGGAUACUUUGUGUGCGAGGGUGUUAAAAGCAAGGUAUUUUCCAAACUGCUCGGUCCUAGAAGCAGAAGCGAUUGGUGAUAUGUCGUACACCUGGAGGAGUAUCUUGAAAGGGGUGGAGCUGCUGAAAGAAGGAAUUGUUUGGAGGAUUGGGACAGGAGAACAUGUGCGUAUCUGGGAAGACCCGUGGAUACCAAAUGGAACGACGAGACGGCCGCGCACUGCUAGAGGCAGCGUGCUCAUCGACAAAGUCAGUGACCUGUUUGAUCCGUAUACGGAGAACUGGGAUGAAGCACUGGUGAAAGAUCUGUUCUGCGAAGAGGAUGUGAAGGAGAUACUAGCGAUACCAGUCAGGAGUGGCAUGGAUGAUCAGCCGGCUUGGCAUCUGGAUCCAAGGGGAGUGUUCUCAGUGAAAUCCGCCUACCAUUUGGGAACCAACAUUAGGGACGCGAGCAAAAAUAGAGAUGCUAGCUCGUCGACGGCCACGCCAAGCUACUCGAAGAAAUGGAAUAGGUUCUGGACUCUUGAUUUGCCCCCCAAAGUGAGAAUGUUUCUGUGGCGUCUGUCACAUAACUCUUUGCCGCUACGGAUGAAUGUCAAGCGAAAGCAGGUGGAGCUAGAUACUAGAUGCCCGAUAUGUAUGAGGCUGGAUGAGGAUGGUGGCCAUUUAUUUCUCAAAUGCAAGCUAGUGAAGCAUCUCUGGAGAGAAUUGCAGCUGGAGGAUGUUAGACUAGAGUUGAUGAAGUGUGCUGAUCCAUUAGCCAUGUUUGAUUUCCUGUGGUCGCUAACGCGGGUUCGCCGUGAUCUGGUCCUGAUUCUUCUAUGGGAGUGGUGGAAUAUACGCAAUAAAGCAAACCAUGGCGGCAAGAUGAAGCCCACAAAAGGAGUGGCCUAUAACAUCCGCAGAAUACUUGAUGAUUUUCAGAAUGGAUCUUUGCAGACUGAAAAGCAUGACACAAUGCAUACAAUAGCAGGGUGGAGUAAACCAAAGGAAGGUUUUGUCAAAAUUAACUUUGACGCAUCCUUCCAUGUGGAGCAAGGAGGGGGAGCCUGGGGCUGUGUUAUGAGAUCAGAUCAAGGGGACGUCAUUGCUGCAUGUGCAGGGAGGAUGGAUCAUCUCACAUCGGCUUUACAAGCUGAAGCUACUGCUUGUAACAGGGCCAUCGAAGCGGCGAGCGAAAUGGGAAUCAAUCAGGCUAUUUUUGAAUCAGACUCGUUGAGUCUGGUGAAUGCCAUAAACUCUGGCGAGAGGGAUCUGUCUUCAAUUGGCGUCCUAAUCCGUGAAGCUCAUAGCCUUUGUUGCGCAUCUUUUGAUGCUUUUGAAUUUACCUUCUGUAAGUGUUCUUGUAAUUCUGUAGCCCAUAGCCUUGCUGCUUUUGGCUAUCGGGCAGGUGUGGUGUGCUCCUGGUGGAAGGACCAAGCACCAGAAUUUGUAUGCGACUUGGUUGCCGGCGAUUCUGCUGUGCAGGGUUAA